Molecule: messenger RNA, 1164 nt
Organism: Durusdinium trenchii
Lineage: Eukaryota; Dinophyceae; Suessiales; Symbiodiniaceae
Source: the annotation of a GenBank genome assembly
AUGGAAGUGGCUUGUGAGCUGGAUCCAGCCGCGGCCUUUGCGCUGAACUCAAAUGCCAAGCCCCAACAUAUCUUUUGGAAUGCAUCGGAACUCCGUCCAGAUGGGCAAAGCUUCUGCUAUGUGCACGGAAACAAGUGCAAGAUCCCAAACAUUGAAUUUGACCUCUAUUGUGGUGGCUUCUCCUGCAAAAGCAAUAGCCGUCAAAACCCCUCCCGGUCGGCUGUGGACCCAUGCGAGACCAAGCACUGGGAUAGCUUCCUCCACUGCCACCAAUUUGUUCACCGGUUUCGACCUGCCUGCGUGCUGCUGGAGAAUGUUUGCGGUAUCAAAUUGCCGAGGCAGGCUGGAAAAGAAAGCGUGCUCUCUGUCGUCAUGGAGAAGCUCCAAACCAUUGAGGGGUACACCUGGGCCCACUUUGAGUUAGACAGCGCUUGCUUGCCAGAUGUUCGGCCACGUGUGUACUUUUUUGGCAGCAGAUUGGGGCAGGGGUCUCUCUCUCGCAUUGAAUCCAACGUUCAGAUCUUGAAGAAUUUUUGCUCCAAGCAGCCGUGGCACCAUGUCCAGGGUUUCUUUCUUCCCUAUCCGGACAGAAGCCCUUUCUUCAUCAAGUCUGAAGGGGACAUUGCGAUGACUGAGCUGGAGAAGGAUGAGGCCCGUGCUGCCUAUGCUGUUGCUUUGGCAAAAGCUCGGAAGAAGGCAGCCACAAGAGUCAAAGGUCCGCUCAGUGAGAAUGAAAUUUUGCCAUCAGCUCGGGAGUCGAGCCACUUUCCAAGUUGCUCUCCAUGGAUGAAAGCCCAAUUGGACAUUUACGCCGCAGUCACACAGAAGUUGUUGAACGAAACUGGCCCAGAAAUUGUGAGCCCACACCCGCUGGCAGAUGUUUCUCAAUCUGCAAACCGGGGACCUGUGUGCUUGGAAGGCUUCUUGCCCACACUUUGCACCAGCAGCCGCAUUUGGUCAUUCGCUGACAGUGUGCACAGGGAGCUGCUGCCGGAAGAGCUUAUGGCCGCCCACGGCCUGUCAAACUAUAAUUUUUCCGGGCUGACGACUUUGCAAGCCCAUAGCUUGAUAGGAAAUUCGAUGUCCGCCACAACGCUUUGUGUGGCCUUGAUUCCCCUUUUGCUGGAGCUUGGGCAUUUGGCUGCCAAGCGCAAUAUUCCGUAG